This is a messenger RNA of Phycomyces blakesleeanus NRRL 1555(-), 603 nucleotides long. RefSeq lists its product as hypothetical. The record is from RefSeq and is a predicted model, not a curated record. Gene Ontology annotation, molecular function: nucleic acid binding. Lineage: Eukaryota; Fungi; Mucoromycota; Mucoromycetes; Mucorales; Phycomycetaceae. Bases 295 to 603 code for a protein of 102 amino acids. The transcript is spliced from 4 exons.
AAAGUAAAUGGAGUCUUCCAUCUAUUUUACACAUCUCUUGAAUCCUUUCAUCGCUGACGUGUACCCCUUUAAAAAAAACUAAAGGAAAAAAUUCGUGACUAUUUUCAUAUGCAUGUGACUACUAGAGCUAAAGACCAUGAAAAAAAAAGGCAAAAAGUAAACAAAAAAGGACGCAAAAAACAGAAAAAGACGAGCGACAACGAUGCGAAACCUUAUUUACCAUCAGAACCUACAAUUCUGCUCAUGCGAAUAGCUCAUUAGCUUAUAUAUAACUCUCAUCAUGUUCUUGCAGAAAUGAGUUUGUCAGAACAUUGCGCAUUAAAGAUCAAUUUUCUAUUUUUCUCAUUCAACUUGACGCCCGAUGUUGAUUCGCGCAUCCUUUUAACAGCCACUCAUGAUAGAAAGCAAGAGUUUUUAGGGCCAAACGGCAAGGGCUUUAAGCCCAACUUUGUCUCGCCAACUGUGAAGUUUGGAGGUGGCUCCAUUAUGGUCUGGGGGUGCUUCUAUGGAAAGGCUGUCGGAGUUUUAGACGUUGUGCCUGGAAAUAUCGAUUCCAAGAAUAGUUUGGGAGCUAUAUAUUUUGGAGAACAAUCGGGAUCUUAA